CAGCUCCGGCCUGAAUACGCUUCCUUAGCAACGGGUCGCCCUUGGCAACAAGAGGACGCAGGCAGGCAGGCGGGCUAGGUUUCCCGCGUGUUCCUGGCACCUGCGUGCGGUGGGAGGCACAGGCCGAACCAUGUCGGAGAUCCUGUGCCAGUGGCUCAACCAGGAACUGAAGGUGUCCCAGACCGUGAGUCCCAAGUCAUUUGCAAAGGCAUUUUCCAGUGGCUAUCUAAUUGGAGAAGUUUUGCACAAGUUUGCACUUCAGGAUGAUUUUGCAGACUUUUCAGAAAGCAGGAUUUCAAGUGCCAAACUUAACAAUUUUUCUCGCUUGGAGCCCACCCUUCACCUGUUGGGUGUGCAAUUUGAUCAGAAUGUGGCCCACAAUAUCAUCACAGAGAAGCCUGGGGCUGCCACGAAACUCUUAUAUCAGCUGUACAUUGCUCUCCAGAGGAAAAAGAAAGGGGUUCAGACUGGAGUGGAAAUGCCAACCGUACAGCCCCUGAUGAGCACAAAAGUUCAAAACAUGAAAAGCGAGGCUUUUAGAGAUCAACGCUUGAGCAGAAGACGACAAAAUGAAAUCAUGGCCAAAAUCCAAGCAGCUAUCAUACAGAUUCCUAAACCCGCAUCAGAUCGUACUCUGAAAAUACUUGACACCCAAAAAUUAAUGAAAAAGAAAAGAGAGGCAGAGGAUGUGGCCAAUGAAAUUAAGAAGUUUGAAGCAUUAAUAAAAAAGGAUCUCCAGGCAAAAGAAAGUGCAUCCAAGACAUCUCUAGAUACAGCAGGCCAGACAACCACCGAUUUGUUAAACACUUAUUCAGAUGAUGACUACAUUAAAAAAAUCCAAAAGCGCCUUGAAGAAGAUGCUUUUGCACGAGAGCAAAGGGAGAAAAGACGGCGGCGACUCUUAAUGGAUCAGUUAAUAGCUCAUGAAGCCCAAGAGGAGGCUUAUCGGGAGGAGCAGUUGAUCAACCGGCUGAUGCGACAAUCCCAGCAGGAACGCAGGAUCGCUGUGCAGCUCAUGCACGUUCGGCACGAAAAGGAAGUUUUAUGGCAAAACAGAAUUUUCAGAGAAAAGCAAUAUGAGGAAAGACGGCUUAAAGACUUCCAGGAUGCUCUUGAUCGAGAAGCGGCUUUAGCCAGACAAGCCAAGAUUGACUUUGAAGAACAAGCCCUCAGAGAUAAGGAAAUUCAUGAGCAGAUUGCCAUGGAAAGAGCUCAAGCUCGUUACAAAAAGCAUUACUCAAUAUGUGCAGAAAUUUUGGAUCAAAUACUUGAUUUGUCCACUAAGGUGGCAGACUAUCGAUUGUUGACAAAUAACCUGAUCCCAUAUAAGUUGAUGCAUGAUUGGAAGGAACUGUUUUUUCAUGGAAAACCCAUAUAUGAGCAAGCCUCUCUUAGACAUUUACCAACUAAGCUCUCUGCAGAACACCUUGUAGAACUGGAGAAAAGGAACUUGCUAGAUAACAAUGAUUAUGAAGAAUAUAAGAACAUGGUUGGAGAAUGGGCCUUACCAGAAGAAAUGGUUGAAAACGUACCACCCUCCAACAAUUGCAUAUUGGGCCAUGUGAUUCACAGACUAAUUGAAAGUUCUCUUCCUCCUCAAGUUGAACCUACAGAACCUGAGUUACCUUCAUUUGCUAUAAAAGGAUGCUUGUUGGGGAAAACCUUUAGUGGAAAAACUACAGCUCUAAAGGCUCUAGAAAAAAGCUUUCCUAUUCAGGUACUUUCUAUCGACACUCUUGUUCAAGAAGCUAUCCAAGCAUUUCAUGACAAUGAAAGUGUCAGUGGGGCCCAGGGACUUCAGAAAGCACCCGAAGAAAAGGCUUUACCAGUUAGGCAAAAGAGUGGUAAAGAAACCCAGGCAUGUACUUCCUCCCCAGAGGAUGUGCAAGAUGUAUCUUUAGCUGAAGCACUACCAAAAAGAGAAGAUAAAACCAGACUUGAUACUGAUGCCAGAAAAACAGCAAAAGCUGAAGAAGUCGUAGUAAGUGAUAGUUUCUCUGAACUCACUGUGCGUGCUCAGCUUGGUGCAAAAUCAGAAAGGCUGCUGAAGAAAGGAAAGAGCAUAUCUGAUAUAUUGCUAGUCAGCAUCAUGGUAAAUGCCAUUAAUCAGAUACCUAUACAUAAAGGCUGGAUCCUGGAUGGCUUUCCAAUGACAUUAAACCAAGCAGAACUUCUGGAGGAAGCACUCACAGGCUACAACAGAAGCCUCAUAGAACUGCAGGGAAAGAAAUCACAAACAUCCACAUUAGCUGUUGACCCUACAGCUUCCAAAGAAGUGCCUCGCCCCCCUUCUGCAUUUGAUUUUGUCAUGUUAUUAGACAUUUCAGAUAAUUCCUCACUGAAUCGCAUGAAUGACAUCAUGGCUGAAGCAUUUUCAAGUGACGCUCCUCAUGAAGAUAUCAAUCAGCGUGUAGCGGCUAAAAACAAAGGUACAGAUGAGGACCAGAAUUUAAGAGAUCAAAUACAGCACAGAAUUGUAGGCUUCCUUGACAACUGGCCUUCAUUGGAGCAGUGGUUUACAGAGCCAGAAAACAUUUUGAUAAAAAUCAAUGCUGAAGUAGAUAAACAGUCACUGUGCCAAAAAGUAAAGGAAAUGUUUAUGACUGAACUAAUGAAGAAAGAAAAUAAAGUGAAAAAGAAAUUAGAAGAAAAGGAAGCUGAGAGAAAAGAAGAAGUUUCCCUGACUGAGAAGAUGUCCCCACCUCCUCCUCCCCCUCCGGAACCGGAAAAAGAGAAGGACGUCCACCUUCCACAGGAGCGGUCCAAAACUCCCGCUGCAAAAGGAAAGCAAGCAUCAGAGCCCCCGCAUGGUAAUCGAGAACCUCUUCAGGAAGGAAAAGGGAAGAAAAGUGAAACUUCACUCAAAAGAAAAGGUUCUCCUAGAGGAAAAUCACUAGGAGGGAAGAUUCCACUCAAGAAAUCACCUGCCGAGUCUACAGAUGUUUCACCGGUCCCAGUAGUGCCAGCCCCAUCGAAGCCUGGAUCAGAGGAGUGGGUGUAUGUAAAUGAACCAAUUCCUGAGGAAAUACCAUCAUUUUUAGUACCAUACUGGAAACUGAUAGAAAGUUCCUAUAUAAAUUCCAUCAAAACAGUACUCAGGCAGCUGAGAGAAGGCCAGCAUACCGUAUUUGCUUACUUAUAUGAUAUUAGAACAAGCUUCCAGCAGUUUCUGAGGCGUCCAGACCACAAGCAAGACUUCGUGUCUCAGUGGCAGGCGGAUUUCAACUCCCUUCCUGACGACCUAUGGGAUGAUGAGGAAACAAAGGCUGAGCUACACCAAAGAGUGAAUGAUUUACGGGACCGCCUGUGGGACAUUUGCGAUGCCCGCAAGGAAGAAGCAGAGCAGGAGCGUCUGGACAUCAUUAAUGAGAGCUGGUUGCAGGACUCGAUGGGAAUCGCCAUGAACCAUUUUUUCUCACUGAUGCAGGCAGAAAUGAACCGUUUCCAAGAUACGAAGAGAUUCCUGCAAGAUUAUUACAGGGCCAUGGAAUGUAAAAUUCCAAUGGAUGACACUAAGAGAUUCACUCGAGUCCCACUGGUCCAACUGGAUAGUAAAGAUAUUUUGGAAAGCCAAUUUAGAAUUCCCCUGGUUCCUCGAAGAUCCAUUUCUCCAGAGUCAGCUUUAUCCAAGCCAAAAACAAAAAGCAUCCUGAAGGGCAAGAUCGAUUACACGCUGGAAAGUGUAGAGUUAAACUUUGAGGCCAAUGAGAAGAUGGUGAUGGAUACGUGGCAGCAGUCUUCUUUGGCAAUAUCUCACAUGGUGGCUGCUGAAAUUCAUCAGAGGCUCAUGGAAGAAGAAAAAGAAAACCAGCCAGCAGACACAAAAGAAAAACCUCCUCAGGCGGCUGCAAAUAAAAAAGUGAAAAAGGAGCCUCCACCACUGCCGCCGCAACCCAAGAAAAAAAAAGAGGACAAAAAAGGAAAAGGUAAAUCCCCACCUAUGGCAGAAGCUGCUCCUGUAGUAGUGCCGGCAGAAGAGACUGAGGAAGUGGAAGUAAAAAAUGAACUGAAGCUCAAAAUAAAGGAAGAGCAUCUUGCCGCCCUGCAAUUUGAAGAGAUAGCUACACAGUUCCGACUUGAACUGAUAAAGGUAAAGGCAUUGGCUUUCCUGGAAGAGUUAGUAAUAAAGGCGGUCGAUGUAUAUAGACUCAUGGAAAAGUGGCUCGGUGAGAGGUACUUGAAUGAAAUGGCCAGUGUGGAAAAACUAACUGGGGUAGCUCGCUAUCACAUUGAAACAUCAACCAAAAUUCAGAAUGAACUUUAUUUAGACCAAGAAGACUUCUUCAUUAAUGGCGAUAUCAAAGUCUUUCCAGAUCCACCUCCUCCGGUACGCCCUCCACCUGUGGAAAAGGAGGAAAACAGCACUCUGACCAUCAAGCAGCUUGACAGCCUCCGGGAUCAGUUCUUAGAUAUAGCACCCAAAGGCAGGGAUCCUCCAGACGAUGUGAGUGGAUUCACCAAGAAGCAGAAAAGGCCUCGGAAGCUUGACCAUUACCUCCCAAAGAGGAACAAUCAAUUUUUGAAAAUUUGGCUUAAAAAAUACCCUUGGCUUGUAUACGAUGAGAUACUAAAUCUUAUGUUCUGCGGCCUGUGUCGUAAACAUGGAGUGACAUCAAAGGGAAAUCAGGUGAGUUUUUUUUACGGCACGGAUAACUUCAGGACUGAAUUUCUCAACGCGCAUCAUCUGAGCGAGGCUCACGCCAAGGCGUCCCUCAUGGAAGCCACGAGUGGUUCUCCAGGGAGCAGAGCGACCACGGAGCUGAUGGUGAGGACCAUGAGCAAGGUGACCCUCGGCCGGGUGGAGAACCUCUUCCGGUCCUGCCACGCCAUCGCCAAGACCGGACGUCCCCUCAAAGACUUCCUCUGGAUGUGUUCGCUGGACGAUAUGAAGGGCGUUGAUAUCGGCCCCGUGUUCAGAACCAGUAAAUCUGCCAGAACUUUUACCUACUUUAUUGCUGAAGUGGAACGGAGAACUCUAAGAGAGAAGUUAGAAAAAAGUCAGUUCUUCUCCGUCCUCAGUGAUGGGAUCGCAGACAGUUCCGUUGAGGAAGCUGAACUGGUGUAUGUGCAGUUUGCACGCGCAGGGAGAGUGCACUGCCAAAUCGUCGGGGUACAGACAGUGGAAAAGAAGGAGCCCCGGGCGAUAAAACGCGCCAUCGAGAAAACUCUAGAGAGAAAUCUUCAACUUCGACUGUCGAACCAAGAGUGGGCAAAGAAACUGGUGGGUUUCGGAAGUGAUGGAGCUCCGGGUUCGGAGGGAGAAGACGGCGGUGAGGUGGCCCUGCUCUUAAGGGAAAUCCAGCCAGGUGUGCUGUCUGUAUACUGCUUUGCCCAUCACCUCGAACUGUCUUACCAGGCGGUGUUCCGGAGCGUUCCCCUCUACAACCACGUGAAAGACCUUCUUCAUAGCAUGUACCGCUUCUAUCACGAUUCUCCUGCUCACAGGAGUGCUCUGGUCACUGCUUUCAAGGGCCUCCACCUUCGACCUGUGAUGCCCUCUCAAGUCAGAGGCCGGAGGUGGCUUCAGGGAUUGCAGGCUGCCCUCCAGAACUUUCUCAAGGGAUAUCCAGCAAUUGUCCAGCAGCUGCAUUCAGCAGAAGAAAGCAGAAGUGACAGCAGUCAUCAGAAAGCCAAAGAAUUCCUGGAGUCUCUCCUCCAGGCAGAUGUUGUCAAAUUUGUCCACUUCUUGGUGGAUGUUGUCAAUGUCCUUAGCAUACUGUCCCAUGUCAAUCAGAACAGAAAUUCUUCAAUUGCUGAUAUAUUUGCCACCUUAGAGUCAACACUGGAAAUGCUCCGAAUUUAUCAGGCAAGACCAGGGCCGAAAGAACGUGGGGUGGAUUCAGUCACACACUUUUAUGGUAACUGCCUGGAAGGAAAGGGAAACAUUUCUGACGUGAGAAACACGGUUUUAACACAUCUUAUCAAGAGGCUGCGAAGCUGUUUCAGAGAUGCCAACCAAGAUGUGGUGAAGGCAACCACGAUUGGAAGCUUUAAACUGUGGCCAGCAAAAAUAAAUCAAGAAUUUGGAGAAAAAGAGGUGGCCAUCCUGAUUGCACAUUAUGAACCAGUAUUAGAGGCAGCCAAGGUGAAAAUUGACCAAGUAGACACAGAAUGGAGCAUGAUGAAAUUGGAGAUCUACUCUAGAUUUCAGAACAUUCGCAAACUGACCUGGGAUUUUGUGAAUUCUGUUUAUUCACACAAGUAUCCAAACAUCCUGACUCUCAUUGACCUCGUGCUGAGCCUGCCUGCCAGUUCAGCUGAGGCAGGACGCGGCUUUGGUCAGAUGAAGCGCACCAGGUCCCAAAUGCGUGCCAAGGUCGAGGCUGACAGCAUGACGGAUCUCCUGAUAAUCCAGUUGAAUUCUCCGGACAUUAACAACUUUGACCCUAGGAAAGCCAUUCAUUUAUGGAAUACAAGAACACCAUCCUCAACUGAUGACACAAGACCUAACUCAGAUUGCUCAUCAAACUCAGAAAGCCUUGGUGAAAGCGACUAGUAAUGUGAUAAAUAUCGACCUCAUCAUUGAUCCUAGCAAAAAGAACUGUUUUCAAAAACCUGAAAUUUAAAAGUCACCAGUCCUCACAUCAAACACAAAAGGCAUUUGGCAUCAUCCAGACAUACAAAGCAAAAAUCCAAAGAUUGGUUUUCCUAAUUCUAGUUCUAUAUUCACACAUUCUUUCACACUCUUUGGGUGAAGUGUAUACCUAAGCAAUGGUACUAUCUUGACAUCAUCUUUCUGAGAGUUAUUGCUAAGGGUAACCAGACUAUAAUUAUGAUCAAGAGUGCCUUUAGGCCUGGCUUACAAUUAACUGUUUUUCCUGGAUAAUUCUAAUGGAUGGCUGCAUUAGAUAAGUAACUUAGGGCCAAAUGGAAAUAACUUUUUUUUAAUCUGUAAAUAAAAUGUGUAAGCUUAUCUAUUUCCAUUACUGCAUUAUUUGUGAAGGUCAUAUUAUUAUAUGCCUUGAUCAUUUAAGAAACAAGGCCAAAGAUCAAAAUAGUUUUUGCAUUUCACACUAAAUUCCGCAGAUAAAUAAACCCUAUGUGAACUGAAAGUAUUUUCUUAGAACACUUUGCUUGUGCCAUAGGUAUUAGAGACAGUGGAACUAUUUUACAAAUCUACCAGAAAUUUUAAAUACUUUGAGCCUCUUCAUGGUUUCGAUUGAGUUUAUUUCUGGUUUCAUUUUAAGGAACAUGAAUGAUUUAUUUCUAACUUAUCUGAAAACCAAUGUAGUAUCACAUACAAAGCUCAUUUUACCAAAAAUUCCACUACCUGGGAAAGUUAUUCUCAUUUCUAUAAAGUUGGAUAUUCAGGUUUGGUCAAAAAGGAUAGAGAAUUUGUUUCUGAACAACUUGCUGAAUGGCCAGUCACAUCAAAGAAAGACAUAUUCUACUCUUGCUACACAGGAAAUUACCUUCCAGAUCUGAAACUUGUGUAUUUUAUUUGAACCACUGAAAUUUUAAAAUGAUUACUACAUUUCCCCAAAGGUUAGAGGAAAUAAUAAAGUUCAUGUUGGACUUUAGAAAUGCUAAAAACUUAGAUAUAGUAAGAAAAAUGUGAGACUCUACACUUGUUUCGCUCUUUUUAUUCCUAAACAAAGAAGAAUAGCUGUAUACUCUGGACCUGACAGUUACCCGAAUACAUGUAGGAGUGUCUCCUGGCUCUAGAAGGUACCUCUGCAAUGGGAUUUAGACAUAUUUUAAGCAGAUACACUUAUUUUUGCUUUCCUACUUCUUUUUUAAUGCAUGUGCAUGCAAUUUGAAAUGAGCAACAGACUAAGCAAACAUCUCAUAGUAAAGUAGAUUCAUGUGUAAGAGCAAAAGCCUUUGACAUAUUAGUGACCUUUUAUAAAAUAGAAUGUUUGAGCCAAUUAGAUAACUAAAUUAGCACUUCCAACCCAGUAAUUUAGUAAUUCAAAUAUCCCUAAAUUUAACCCAAACAAAUAUAUUCUGAUCUAAAAAAAGCAAAAUGAGGAUAAAUGUGUUAUUUUGAUCACAGUGGUGAUAUGCAUGCAUUUGAAACACCUUUAUCCCAUAUUUGCCAAAAUGUUGUAUUCUAGUGCCCUACUGCAUAACAGGGAUAUUACUGUAAAUAAUAAUAGUAUUCAUUUUAAUAAUAUAAAUAAUAAUAGGAAUAAUGGACUAUUUUUUAAUUCAACCUAUUCUGAAUAAAAGGUCAAAGAAGACUCCAAACCAAAAUACAAAGUCCCAGUAUUUUACCCAGUCUGGAAUGAGUUAUUACUAAGCCAAAAAAGACAUGUUGACUUAGACAAGAAACAACCAUGAAAAAGAAUCAGGAAAUUGAUUAAUAUUUUUGUAUUUUCAGAAUGUUUAAUGUUUCUCUAAAGGUUGCAGUUUUAAAUAAAAUGAAUAAAAUGAUUAUACAAAUAUCCAUUAUUUAUUCCAUUUUUAGCAAAAGAAACAGUUCAUAUAAUAACACCAAAAAAUAUUUCUCCUUGUAUUGUAGGUAUAAUAGGUAAUAAAGCAUUUGCUGACAUUCUGCUGGAUUUGGUAACCCUGAACCU
Messenger RNA from Cervus elaphus (red deer), 8522 nucleotides. It is a transcript of the gene SPEF2, whose product is annotated as sperm flagellar 2. Gene Ontology annotation, cellular component: sperm midpiece; manchette. Gene Ontology annotation, molecular function: protein binding. The transcript is spliced from 34 exons. The coding region runs from base 131 to 6496 and encodes 2121 amino acids. Gene Ontology annotation, biological process: sperm axoneme assembly. NCBI's taxonomy places the organism in Eukaryota, Metazoa, Chordata, Mammalia, Artiodactyla, Cervidae. The record is from RefSeq and is a predicted model, not a curated record.